Molecule: messenger RNA, 813 nt
Organism: Eruca vesicaria subsp. sativa (arugula)
Lineage: Eukaryota; Viridiplantae; Streptophyta; Magnoliopsida; Brassicales; Brassicaceae
Source: the annotation of a GenBank genome assembly
AUGUGUUCUGUCUCCCUCUCUAAGGUCCGCUUCAACGUCGCAAUGGAGAUUCCACCAACGAAGGAGCUACUAAUGAAGAUGCUAGAGCUAGAGAAGAGUCACGAGCGCCUAAAGCAGGAGAUGUGUAGGCUCAAGGCCGUAUCCACAGCACUUGAUCGUUCGGCGAAGAGAAACAUCGCCCAGGGAGCUCUAGCGUUGAGGAAGAGCUGCACCGAGUCGUUUCGGAAAGGGAACCAUAUCCAGGACACGAUCAGUCUAGAAGCUGGAAUAGGUGGAGGAAUAGGACCAUCGGCAGGGAAGUUCACCAAUCAACAGUAUUUGAACAUGCUUCUGUCGAUGGGCCAAUCUGUUCAUGUCUUCGAUCUAAAAAUGCGAAUUAUAUUUUGGAAUGCCAUGGCGGAAAAGCAAUUUGGAUACUCAGCUGCAGAAGCAGUUGGACAGGACCCAAUUAAUGUUAUGGUAGAUGAUCAUGAUGCCGCCUUCGCAAUGAACAUUACUCAACGUUGUUUCAAUGGAGAGAGCUGGACCGGUGAGUUUCCUGUCAGAAGUAAAUCAGGGCAUAAAUUUUCAGCUGUCAGUACGUGUUCCCCAUUUUACGAUGAUGAUGGUUCUCUUAUUGGAAUCAUUUCUAUCACAAGUAAAUCAGCGUCGUAUCUGCACCCUGUAAUCUCUUUGGCUAAGUUAAAGUCAAAAGAAGGUGAAACAAACUCUAGCCCUGGAAGGAGUAGUUUUGUAUCUAAAGGAUCAAAGAUAUCAGAUUUGGUUAGUACCAUUUUCUUAGGUUUGUAUGUAUUCUGUCACCUUUUAUUUUGA